ACACCCACGGCCCCGCCGCCGCCGCCGCCUCCGCCGCCGCCGAGGCCUCCCGCACCCUCCGGGAUUAUAUAGCUAAUCCAUCAACCAUCGAUAUGGCUUAUAAUGUCCUGAUUGACCAUGCUCUUGCAGAAAGGGAUCGGAGCCCAGCAGUUGUCCCAAGAUGCGUGGCAUUAUUAAAGAGAUAUCUUAUCCGGUAUAUUCCAAGGAUGCAAACGCUACGUCAAAUCGACAUCUUUUGUGCAAAUACCAUGGCAAAGUAUGACCCAGUGGCAGGUCACAGAGCAUCAUCAUUUGGCCAGAACAUUGGAUCAUCUGCAGCUUUGCCAAAUUCCUCUCUUGCUGCCCCACCAAUAUCGAACUUUGCUUCAGCAUCUCUUGUGAAAUCUUUAAACUAUGUUCGCUCAUUAGUUGCCAGGCAUAUUCCAAGGAAGUUAUCAUUCCAACCAAUUACUCAGUCUCUGGCAUCAACCUCUACAAAACAGUCGCUUCCUUCACUUUCAUCAUUUUUGAAUAGGUCCUUACAGUUGAAUCCAGAAGCUGUUACCAACAGAGAACAUCUUGAAUCAAAGGAAUUGCAAACUGCACCCGAUUUAACAUCAUCAGCAAGUGAAAAGGUCGAUGGUGGAGAGCAUGGAUAUGAUAUCAAGUAUAUAUCCUUCGACAUUCUAAAUUGGCGAUGGCAUAUAUACGGUGAACGUCAAACAUCAAGUUCUGCCAAGGAAAGCAACGAUCUUGCAGGCCUUCAAGAUUUUCAUACACAUGGUUUUCUUGAAGUUGGUGCUGCAGCUCUUCUAGUAGGGGAUAUGGAGGCAAAGAUUAAUGAUCAACAAUGGAAAUAUUCUGUUAUCCAGGAAUUUCCUGAUAUUGAUUUGUUGCAACCUUCAACUUCGACAGCUAGCACUUUUGCGUCAUCGCAGGGUCAUCUGAAAGCAAUAACUGCCUCAAAACGCAUGAAAUCGGGACCGAGCCAAGUUUGGGUGAAUGUACCUGCAAACACAUUCCAGCCUCGAGCACGCCCCCUUUUUCAGUAUAGGCACUACAGUGAGCAGCAACCCUUACGAUUGAAUCCUGCUGAAAUUUCUGAAGUCAUAGCUGAAGUUUGUUCAGAAACAACUUCAAAUGCAAAUCAAUUGAAUGCUCCUUCAAGAUUGACCACCCAGAAUCGGCAACCUUCAGCGGAUGUGGCAUUUAGUGUCCUCAUUAAACUUGUUAUUGACAUGUAUAUGAUGGACUCUGAAGCUGCCGCUCCUCUGACACUUUAUAUGCUUGAGGGCAUGUUAAGCUCUCAGAAAUCACCUGCCAGAACAAAGGCUUUCGAUCUGAUUCUAAACCUUGGGAUUCAUGCACACCUGCUGGAGCCUAUGAUAGUUGAAGAUGCACCACUUAUUGAAAAAGGUGAAACUACAAGCAGCUCUUAUCUGAACAAUGAGUACGGACCCAAUAUGGAUGAACAGAGGCCAGCGGAACCUGAAGAAGAGCAAAGGAUUAGUCCUGCUAUUGAUCAGUUUGAGUCAUGGCUUCUCAAAAUACUAUUUGAAGUUCUUCUUCUCUUGGUUCAGAUGGAGGAGCGGCAGGAAAUCGUGUGGGCAUCAGCUUUAAGUUGUCUAAUUUACUUUGUUUGUGAUGGAGGAAAAAUCAUCAGGAGCAGACUUGGAGGUUUGGACAUAAGGGUUGUUAAGACUCUUCUUGAGAUUAGUGUGGAACACUCGUGGGCAAAAGUAGUGCACAGCAAGCUCAUUUGCAUGCUGACAAAUAUGCUGUACCAAGUACCAGAUGGGAGUGGUGCACUUGAUACACAUUUUGUUCCUGAGCGGAUAGAUCUUCUUGGUGGAGUUGACUAUAUCUGUCUUGAGUAUUCACGAGCCAACUCGAAGGAAGAGAAGCGAGAUUUGUUUUUUGUUCUUUUUGACUAUGUAGUGCAUCAAAUAAACGAAACAUGCUUGGCUGGUGGUCUUUCAACAUAUACUUAUGAUGAUGCUCAACCCCUUGCUUCCCUUCUUGCAUCUGCUGAUGCUCCGGAGGCCUUCUAUAUAUCUGUCAAGCAUGGUGUUGAAGGUGUUGGGGAUAUGCUGACAAAAGCUAUAUCUGCGGCAUUAUCACAAUCAGCAGAAUACGAGCAAUUAAACGUGCUUCUGGACAAGGUCAUCAGGAAGCUUGAUGGAACUGUGAGCACAUUUUCAAGGAUUGACAACGAGUUUGCUUAUAUGAUCCAAGUAACAAAAUCCUUGAAGUGUUUCAGCAGCAUCAAAGAUGGAUCUGAAGAUGGCGACGUUGCAUCUAGGGCAAGGCUUUGCUGGGCUACUUUGCACUCGCUUCUUCACUCACAAAUUUCAUCAUACAGGCACCAUGGAUAUAUUUGGUUAGUUGAAUUGCUCCUCUCGGAAGUCAGUGAAGAAACAGAUGGCUCUGUUUGGUCUAAAAUCCAAAACCUCCAGGAGGAAAUUAAAGAUGCUGGAAGCCACGACACCUCGUGUCCAGAAGUUUCACUGCCCGUUUGUUUGCUAUGCGGGCUUCUGAAAUCAAAACACAACUACAUCAGAUGGGGAUUUCUAUAUGUUUUAGAGAAAUUUCUGAUGCGCUGCAAAUUAUUAUUGGAUGACAGUGACAUGCAGGAGCACUCAGUUGCUUAUCAUAGCAAAAACCGUCUGGACAAAGCUUUUGCGGUUAUAGAUAUUAUGAGUACUGCUUUGCUACUCGUGGUUCAAAAUAAUGAGACAGACCAUAUCAACAUCUUAAAGAUGUGUGACAUGUUGUUUUCACAAUUAUGUCUGAGGCUUCCAUCCACAAAUGUGAUGCAACUGGGCGGUCUUCAAUCCCUUGGUCAACUUUUUGGUUGCACAACUAAGAACAUCGAGUGCACUUUGGAAACCCUUGCAUCACACAAAAUUGUAGGAACAAAGAGCCUCUGCAGGAAUGAGACAUUGCAAGAUACAAGCAUGAAUCAAUCCACUCAAUCCGCUCUGCUCUGUGAAACAUCAAUGGCAGCACUACUUCUGAAAGGUCUUGCGAUUGCUCCGAUGCAGCUCAGCCCUUGUACCAACUUCAUUAUUUUUCUGGCCAUUGAUGCAACUUGAAGGUGCUGCCAGUGAUGAUAUUGCAUUGGGUAUUGCUGUUGGUAGCACAGGAAGAGGCAAUAUCCCUGGUGCUACAUCAGAUAUUAGAGCA
Molecule: messenger RNA, 3165 nt
Organism: Hordeum vulgare subsp. vulgare (domesticated barley)
Lineage: Eukaryota; Viridiplantae; Streptophyta; Magnoliopsida; Poales; Poaceae
Source: RefSeq, a predicted model, not a curated record